AUGCGCUCCUCGGUCACACGUCUCUCACAGGCAGCACGCACAGCAGCUGGAUCUGCUGCGAUAUCAUCGUCGACUCCAGGUCCAUACUGCUGGGUCAACCCCGCGGCGCCUAGUAGCUCCUCGUCUGGUCCUCUCGCUGGCCGCUCCAUCGCUAUCAAGGACAACAUUUCCUUCAGUGGAGCCCCAACAUCAUGCUCGUCCAGAAUCCUUGAUGGCUACGUGCCGCCGUACGAUGCCACAUGUGUCCAGCUCCUGACGGCUGCUGGAGCGCACAUUGCGGGCAAGGCCAAGAUGGACGAAUUUGGCAUGGGCUCGUUGACGACACACAUGCCCACGUCAUACUCGGCGGUGCACAACCCCAGCGGGCCCGAUGGUGAUGCCGAGCCCAGAUAUGCCGGUGGCAGUUCGGGUGGCUCGGCCGCAGCGGUGGCAGAAGGCACUGCUUGGGCUGCCCUCGGUACCGAUACUGGCGGCUCGGUGCGCCUCCCAGCGUCGUACUGUGGUAUUGUGGGCCACAAACCCUCGUACGGGAUGAUCAGUCGCCACGGCGUCGUGUCCUAUGCCGACUCGCUCGACUGUGUCGGUGUGCUUGCCAAGUCUGUCUCGAGCGUUCGCGACGUGUUUGGCGUCGUCUCCCAGCCCGACGACAACGACAUGACCUGUGCUAGUACCGAGGACAGGGAAAAGGCCGCCACUGCAGCGUCCAAGGUGACUGGACCUCUGAGGAUCGGUAUCCCCAUCCAGACUCACCUCGAGGCCCCCAACGUCCAGCUCCCGACCGCCCUGCUAGAGUACCUCCGCGACACUGGCGCAACACUGCACGCCGUCGACAUGCCGAGCUUCCGCAUGGCCCUCCCGGCGUACUAUGUCCUCGCCACAGCCGAGGCCGCGUCCAACCUGGGCCGCUUCGGUGGAGGUUGGUACGGCGCAGACUGGGAAAAGGAGAAAGUUGAGGGAGAGGAGACGGGGAUGCAGCGUCGUCGUCGCAUCCGCACCACAGGUUUCGGCGACGAGGUGCGCAAGCGUAUCCUCGCAGGAACACACGCGCUCACGGCCGACGCGUUCAACAACUCAUACCUCAAGGCAUUGAGUCUGCGGCGUGACGUCCGUCGCGACUUUGCGGCUGUGUUCCGUGCCGCGCAUCCUGUGUCAGGCGGUGACGCGCCGUCAAAGGACGGUGUCGACGUGCUCCUCUUCCCAACUGCAGUGCGGACCGCGCCGAAAUUCGGCCAAGCGAGCAGCGGCGCAAAGGAGUAUCUCCAGGAUAUCCUCACUGUGCCCGCCAGUCUGGCGGGUCUGCCUGCCAUCUCGGUCCCGGCAGGAAGGGCCGAGGACGGCUGGCCCAUUGGCGUGAGCCUGGUGGGCCAGUGGGGCCACGACGAGGUCGUCUUCCGCGCCGCGGAGGGUGUGGAGGCGUGGCUCAAGCAGUAG
Apiotrichum porosum is the source of this 1431-nucleotide messenger RNA. RefSeq names its product Trimeric GatFAB AmidoTransferase(AdT) complex subunit (gene HER2). The coding region runs from base 1 to 1431 and encodes 476 amino acids. Gene Ontology annotation, molecular function: glutaminyl-tRNA synthase (glutamine-hydrolyzing) activity. The record is from RefSeq and is a predicted model, not a curated record. Lineage: Eukaryota; Fungi; Basidiomycota; Tremellomycetes; Trichosporonales; Trichosporonaceae. Gene Ontology annotation, biological process: glutaminyl-tRNAGln biosynthesis via transamidation; mitochondrial translation. The transcript is spliced from 5 exons. Gene Ontology annotation, cellular component: mitochondrion; glutamyl-tRNA(Gln) amidotransferase complex.